Messenger RNA from Nelumbo nucifera (sacred lotus), 1935 nucleotides. RefSeq lists its product as uncharacterized. NCBI's taxonomy places the organism in Eukaryota, Viridiplantae, Streptophyta, Magnoliopsida, Proteales, Nelumbonaceae. The record is from RefSeq and is a predicted model, not a curated record.
AGAAAACAAUAAGUCGGAGAGAGAGAGAGAGAGAGAGAGAGAGAGAGAGAGAGAAAGAGAGGGAGAAACGGGUACUCAUGACUCAGCUGAUUGAGAAUGGGAGUAGACAUUGUCGUUGGUUUUCCUUUCCUGCUAAGCUCGAAAUCAACGGAUUCGAAAGAAAACCCUUCACUUACCUCUCUAAUAUGAGAUUUUCAAGUCUCCUUCCAUCUUUUUCCUUCUUUCUGUCUCUUCCUGUUUCAUUGUUCUUCCUUACCUGGAUUCCGGACUCAGAGAGAGAGAAAGAUUUGCUUGAUUCGUAUAUUUGCACAUUCAAAGAUGAAUAAAAGAAACAAAGACGUCAUACGCUUGGAGAGGGAAUCCGUUAUCCCAAUUUUGAAGCCCAAGCUUAUUAUGACAUUGGCUAACCUCAUUGAACUUGAUUCAGACCGUUCAGAAUUUCUAAAGCUCUGUAAAAAAGUUGAAUACAUAAUUCGUGCUUGGUAUCUUCUUCAAUUUGAAGAUCUGAUGCAAUUGUAUUCCCUCUUUGACCCUGUUCAUGGAUCUAAGAACUUGGWGCAGCAGAACCUAUCUUCGAAAGAAAUUGAUGAUCUUGAGCAGAACUUCCUGACAUACUUGUUCCAGGUGAUGGAUAAAAGCAAUUUCAAGAUAACAACAAAUGAGGAGAUUGAAAUUGCUCAAUCUGGGCAGUAUCUCCUAAAUCUUCCUAUAACAGUUGAUGAAUCAAAGCUUGAUAAGAAGCUCUUGAAACGGUUUUUUUAUGAGCAUCCUCAUGAAAACCUCCCAGAGUUUGCAGAUAAGUACAUAAUAUUUCGUCGAGGCACUGGAAUUGAUUCCACAACUGAUUACUUUUUCAUGGAGAAAGUGGAUAUGAUCAUUGCACGUUUAUGGGCAUGGAUUCUCAAAGUAACUAGAUUAGAAUGUAUCCUUUCCAGAAAACUAAGUUCAAGACAGUCAAAGGAUCCAAAGAAAAAUGAUGAAAUAAUCACUGAAUUGGAGCAAGAAGAACUAAAUUUUGAACGAAUCCGAAUUGAAAAUAUGGAACUCAGCAUACAUAAUCUGCUUAGCAAGAUCACAAUUCAAGAACCAACAUUCGAUAGGAUCAUUGUUGUAUACAGACAAGCAARUACUAAAACUAAGAAUGAAAGAGGAAUAUAUGUAAAGCAUUUUAAAAACAUCCCUAUGGCCGAUAUGGAAAUAGUUCUGCCAGAGAAGAAAAAUCCUACUUUAACACCAAUGGACUGGGUUCAGUUUAUUUCUUCAGCUAUUAUUGGGCUGGUUACUCUUGUUGGUUCACUUGAAAAGCCUAAAGCUGAUAUCUGGGUCAUUAUUGCCAUCCUCUCUGGACUUAUUGGCUACUGUGCUAAGAUCUAUUUCACGUUUCAGCAAAACAUGGCGACAUAUCAGAACUUAAUUACGCAAUCGAUGUAUGACAAACAACUGGAUAGCGGGAGAGGGACUCUUCUUCACUUAUGUGAUGAUGUGAUUCAACAGGAAGUUAAAGAGGUGAUCAUUUCAUUCUUUAUUUUGAUGGAACAGGGCAAAUCUACGAGACAAGAUCUUGACCAUCGGUGUGAAGAACUAAUUCAAGAAGAAUUUGGUGAGAAAUGUAACUUUGAUGUGGAUGAUGCAGUCCAAAAGUUAGAGAAGCUAGGCAUUGUUGCUCGGGAUGGCAUUGGAAGGUAUUAUUGUGUAGGUUUAAAGCGUGCUAAUGAGAUCAUUGGCACCACAACAGAGGAGCUAGUGCUGAAGGCAAAGCAGGGACCAAGUGUUUCUUAAUUUUGUACCUAAAGGCAAUUGCGAUGCUUUUUGGGUCUUCAAGAUUUUGGCACCUCAUUUUCUUUCAGUAAAUUUUCCUUCCAACUUUAAAAUACAACAGUAUGGUCAGUCUAUGUAAACCUUUGAUGAACAUGUAUCCAGUUUCUUUUGUUUGCA